GUGGCAAGAUUUGUAUCGGUCACGUGAUUGGCAUCCUUUUCUUCUUGACCAUUCUCCACCACGAAGAAAUCAACGCCCUUGACAAUCUGCAAAGCUCAAACUGACACAGACAGGGGAAGAGAGCAGCGAUGGAGUCUCCUUUCAAGGCUGAUGUCCUAAAUGGGAAGGUGGCUCUCAUAACCGGAGGCGGCUCCGGGAUCGGCUUAGAGAUCUCCACGCAGUUCGGCAGGCAUGGCGCCGCCGUCGCCAUCAUGGGCCGCCGCCGCCAGGUCGUCGACGCGGCCGUCGCCGCCCUCCGGUCCGAGGGGAUUCGGGCGAUUGGUGUUGAGGGGGAUGUUCGUAACCAGGAAGAUGCCGCCAGGGUGGUGGAAGAAACGUUUAAGCAUUUUGGGAAGCUUGAUAUUCUUGUCAAUGGGGCAGCAGGGAAUUUUCUUGCGUCACCAGAGGAUUUGUCACCUAAUGGUUUUCGGACAGUUAUGGACAUUGAUUCUGUUGGGACAUUCACUAUGUCCCAUGAAGCUCUGAAGUAUCUAAAAAAGGGAGGACCUGGAAAGGGUCCAUCUGCAGGUGGCAUUAUUCUGAAUAUUAGUGCAACUUUGCACUACACGGCUUCUUGGUACCAGAUUCAUGUAUCUGCAGCCAAGGCGGCAGUUGACAGUAUCACAAGGUCAUUAGCCCUAGAAUGGGGAACUGAUUACAGUAUAAGGGUCAACGGCAUUGCACCAGGACCAAUAGGAGACACUCCUGGAAUGAGGAAACUUGCACCAGAAGAAAUGCAGAACAAUUAUAGUGAACUUGGGCCUCUGUAUAAGCUGGGGGAGAGAUGGGAUAUUGCAAUGGCUGCCCUAUAUUUGGCUUCUGAUGCAGGCAAAUAUGUGAAUGGGACUACGGUGGUCGUCGAUGGAGGACUUUGGUUGAGCCGCCCUAGGUACAUUGCCAAGGAAGAAGUAAGAAAGUUAUCAAGGGUCGUGGAGAAGAAAUCGAGGAAUUCAGCUGUCAACAUCCCAACCAGCAAACUGUAGUCGGUAGCAGUGCCUCUCUGUUAUUCACGAUAUUCUCGUAUGUCUGAAGCUUGAUGCUUGAUAUAUACUACCACGCAAUGAUUUCCGAACAUCAUCCCUUGAGAUUUCUCAUAUCAAAAUUUCGAAAGUAACUUUCUACGAUUACAUACAUUCUGGGUUUUAUUUGUACCUAAUUCUAGACAAACCAUAAUUGCACUUGGAGACAAAUUAUAAUUUUCUGUUUGUACUACCAAGUUUUCUAAUUGAUCUUUUUUCCUCUUCA
Molecule: messenger RNA, 1284 nt
Organism: Musa acuminata AAA Group (dessert banana)
Lineage: Eukaryota; Viridiplantae; Streptophyta; Magnoliopsida; Zingiberales; Musaceae
Product: peroxisomal 2,4-dienoyl-CoA reductase [(3E)-enoyl-CoA-producing]
Exons: 5
Coding region: 129-1022 (297 amino acids)
Biological process (GO): fatty acid catabolic process
Cellular component (GO): peroxisome
Molecular function (GO): 2,4-dienoyl-CoA reductase (NADPH) activity
Source: RefSeq, a predicted model, not a curated record